Molecule: messenger RNA, 2247 nt
Organism: Pneumocystis jirovecii RU7
Lineage: Eukaryota; Fungi; Ascomycota; Pneumocystomycetes; Pneumocystales; Pneumocystaceae
Product: cysteine-tRNA ligase
Exons: 11
Coding region: 1-2247 (748 amino acids)
Biological process (GO): cysteinyl-tRNA aminoacylation
Cellular component (GO): cytoplasm
Molecular function (GO): ATP binding; cysteine-tRNA ligase activity
Source: RefSeq, a predicted model, not a curated record
AUGUCUUUUUUUCCGAAAGAACAGCGACAUUGGAGCCCUCCAAAGCCUAAAAAAUCGUUAAAAAAGUUAGUAGUUUGGAAUUCUUUAACGAGGGAAAAGAAUGAGUUUGUGCCGUUAAAUGGGCGUAAAAUUACAUGGUAUUGUUGUGGACCUACUGUUUAUGAUUGGAGUCAUAUGGGUCAUGCCAGAAACUAUGUAACAACGGAUAUUAUUCGAAGGAUUCUUCAAGAUUAUUUUAAAUAUGAUGUUAUUUUUGUUCAAAAUGUGACAGACAUAGAUGACAAAAUCAUUAUAAGAGCUAGACACAACUAUUUUUAUAAUAAGUAUGCAAAGACGGUUACAGAAAUAACACCGGAGGUUUACAAUAAGGUGCUAAUAGCAUGGAAAAAUUUUGCUAUAACCAACUUUCCCAGUGCACCGACUUCACUUGAAAUAUUUGAGGAAUGGUCAAACUCAAUAAAAGACUUAGAAACUUUUAAAUCAGAUGGAAAACUUCAAAUGAAUUUUACGAUAUUAACCAAUUCCUACGAAGCAUUGAUUUCUUAUAAAACGCUUUCUCCUGCUAUUUUUUUGGAGAAAGUAAAAGACAUAUUAGUUUUAGAGCUUGACAAAGAGUUGAAACACACAAUUAACGACAAUACAAUAUUUCGUGAAAUACCUGCUUACUGGGAACGCAAAUAUAAUGAAGACAUGAAAGCUUUGGAUGUAUUAGAACCAUCAGUUAUUGUCCGAGUUACAGAAUUUAUUCCUAAAAUUAUUGAAUUUAUUAAAGGAAUUAUGAAAAAUGGUUAUGCCUAUGAAUUUAAAGGAAGUAUUUUAUUUGAUACAUCUGCUUUUGAAGCAAAUAGUUGUCACACAUAUGCAAAAAUUGAACCAUGGAAUAAAAAUAAUAAAAAGUUAAUAAUCGAAGGAGAGGGAAGCCUUACACAAUCAGAGGGAAAGAAAGUGCCCAGUGACUUUGCACUAUGGAAAGCAAGUAAGCCUGGAGAACCAGCAUGGGAUAGUCCAUGGGGAAGGGGACGUCCCGGAUGGCAUAUAGAAUGUUCUGCAAUGGCUGCUGAAAUUCUUGGAUCUGAAAUAGAUAUACAUUCAGGAGGUAUCGACUUAGCUUUUCCUCAUCAUGACAACGAAAUUGCACAAUCAGAAGGAUUUUUUGAUUCUGAUCAAUGGGUUAAUUAUUUUUUUCAUAUAGGACAUUUACAUAUUGAAGGGCAAAAAAUGUCAAAAAGUUUGAAAAAUUUUAUUACUAUUCAAGAUGCUUUAAAAAAAUAUACAUCAAAACAAAUGAGACUAUAUUUUUUAAUGCAUCAAUGGAAUUUGCAAAUGGAUUUCAAGGAAAGCUUUAUGUCAGAUAUUAAAAGGAUUGAAACAUUACUUUCUAAUUUUUUUGCAAACAUAAAUGCAUUAGUAAUGGAAAAAAAAAUGUUUUUAAAGCAAAAUGAAAUUAUAACAUAUUUCUUUUCAGAUUUAGAAAAAGAACUUUAUGAGAAUUUAUAUAACGCUCAGGAUGCAUUGCAUAGCGCUCUUUGUGAUAAUUUUAAUACACCAGUUGCUUUGGAUGUUGUUUUAAAUUUAAUAACUAAAACAAAUAAAUAUAUUUCUCAAGCUCAAAUGGAUAUCAAUAUCCUUAUGAUUACUAAUAUUUCAAAAUGGGUUUCAAAUAUUCUUGGAAUUUUUGGUUUAAAAGAUAAUAAUUUUAAUGUUAUUGAUUACGAUAAAUUUAAUGACUCUACUAUAAAUGAUCAUAAAGAAAUAGUUAUGCCUUAUAUUAAAACUCUUUCUUCUUUCAGGGAUAAAAUACGGAAUAUUUCAAUCGUUUCCAGAUCCAAAAGUAAUAUAGAAUUAUCCAAAGAUAUACUUCAACUCUGUGAUAAGUUGCGUGACUCAGACUUAACAGACUUAGGGAUACAGUUAGAGGACAGAGAUCAAGGAGAUGCUUUAAUAAAAUUUGUUAGUAAAGAAGAACUUCAGCAAGAAAAAAAACUAAAGCAAGAAUUAUUAAAUAAAAAAGCAUCCCUAGAACAAGAAAAACUGUUAGAGAAAAUCCUUAAAGGCAAAUUAUCACCAAAAGAACUUUUCCAAAACAACGAGUAUUCAAAAUGGGAUAAUCAAGGUUUACCUACACAUGAUGCUCAAGGAAAUGAAUUAACUAAAAGCAAACGAAAAAGAAUAGCUAAAGAUUGGGAAAAACAACACAUUUUACAUGAAAAAUACUUGGAGUGGUGCAAAAAAAAUACACAAAAUUAA